Messenger RNA from Eimeria acervulina, 1292 nucleotides. Its product is annotated as AGC kinase TgPKG1, putative. Gene Ontology annotation, molecular function: ATP binding; protein kinase activity. Gene Ontology annotation, biological process: protein phosphorylation. The transcript has 8 exons. The record is from RefSeq and is a predicted model, not a curated record. NCBI's taxonomy places the organism in Eukaryota, Apicomplexa, Conoidasida, Eucoccidiorida, Eimeriidae. The annotation marks the transcript as partial.
CACUGCAACAGAGCAAGGUGUUUGCUUCCUUCCCUACGGAGCAGCUGAGCCGUUUGAUUGGAUCCGUAGUUGUUAAAGACUACCCAGAGAAUUAUCUUAUAUUAGACAGAGAGAAUAGAACCAAGGCAUCGGCGUCUGCGCUGUUCUCGGCGCAAGGCGUUCGUUUCUUUUUUGUGUUGGAGGGAGAGGUCUCUGUCUAUGCUUACAAGGAGACCCCCAGCAGCAGCAGCAGCAGCAGCAGCAGCAGCGGAGAGCCUCAUAUGGAACUGCACUUAGUAGACACCCUGAAGAGGGGUCAGGCGUUUGGAGAUGAAUAUGUUUUGUCUCCUAAUAAACCCUUUGCACAUUGCGUACGAAGCAACGGGCCCGCUAAGGCAUCGGCGUCUGCGCUGUUCUCGGCGCAAGGCGUUCGUUUCUUUUUUGUGUUGGAGGGAGAGGUCUCUGUCUAUGCUUACAAGGAGACCCCCAGCAGCAGCAGCAGCAGCAGCAGCAGCAGCGGAGAGCCUCAUAUGGAACUGCACUUAGUAGACACCCUGAAGAGGGGUCAGGCGUUUGGAGAUGAAUAUGUUUUGUCUCCUAAUAAACCCUUUGCACAUUGCGUACGAAGCAACGGGCCCGCUAAGCUGGCCUUGCUGACGGCGAGUGCAUUAACUGCAACCCUUGGAGGUCAAGACAUCGAUGAGACUCUAGACUAUAACAACAAAUUGGCUAUAACGAAGAAGAUGUAUAUCUUUCGUUAUCUCUCUGAGCAGCAAACACAAACCCUAAUCCGCGCAUUUAAAACCGUUAGGGUUUUGAGGGUUUAUCAGGGUUUGGGAGGUUGGCGGCGGGGUGAAGUAGCGAUUCUGAAGGGGGGUCGCCGAGUGCGCACAUUGGGGCGUCAUGAUUACUUUGGAGAGAGAGCUCUUCUUCAUGAUGAAAGAAGAACAGCAACAGUAGCAGCAAAUAGCGCUGAAGUAGAUUUAUGGGUUGUAGAUAAAGAUGUCUUCUUGCAGAUCGUCAAGGGCCCUAUGCUUACCCACUUGGAGGAACGCAUUUGCAUGCAAGACACGAAAGUUGAAUUUAAAGAUCUGCAAGUCGUUAGAGUCGUCGGCAGAGGGACCUUUGGAACUGUGAAGUUGGUGCAACAUAUUCCUACGAAGAUUCGCUACGCUUUGAAAUGCGUCUCGAGAAGAAGUGUUGUCGCGCUAAAUCAGCAAGACCAUAUCCGUCUAGAGAGAGAGAUUAUGGCGGAGAACGAUCAUCCCUUCAUCAUUCGACUCGGUCAGAAGGGUUUAGGGUUUAGGGUUUAG